Molecule: messenger RNA, 828 nt
Organism: Paramecium tetraurelia
Lineage: Eukaryota; Ciliophora; Oligohymenophorea; Peniculida; Parameciidae
Exons: 3
Source: RefSeq, a predicted model, not a curated record
CAAUAUAUAAGUAUAUCAUCACAAUUCGAAAUGAAAAGGCUAAUAUAGAGUACUGACUUUAAUGUGGCAAUUCCUAUAAAUAGCACAAAACAUGCAAUUAAUGAUGAUUACUACAUGUUCCAAAAAUAUAAAUGCUCCUCGCCAGCAAUUUUAGGGGAUGUCCUUCGUUGUAACACACCAGUCUAAUCCUAACUAUCACCUAACGAAAACUAAUAAAAAAGUUGCUUUUCACUUUUAUCAGACAACUUUGAUUUUUCUGUUAAAGAUGUAUCUCGAAAAUAUAAUAACGGAUCUCGAUAAUUAAGCAUUUAAAAAGAAAAUGAAGAAGAAACAGUUAAAAUUUAGAGAAUAAUUCAGCAGGAAUAAAUUAUUCUUGAAGAAUAGGAGAUUUUAAAUAAAAAAUUACAAAACAUCAGAUCGGAUACUAACCAAAAAUUAGAGGAACUUGAUAAAUAAUAUCUUCAAAGGAGGUCAGAGAUCAUCAAAUAACUAUAAUUCUCUAUUGGCUAAUAUAGUAGCAAUAUAAGAGAUAGUUAAACUAAAGAGCCACCUUUAAAAAGCGCUCUAAAGAAAAAAGAAAAUAAAAGACAACACACAUAAGAUAAAUAUUAAAAUGAAUUAAAUGAUGAAGAUUCUUAAGAUGACUGGAACUUUAUACAUCAAGCUAAAAUAAACCUUGAAAAAUAAAGGACAUAUUAAAACACUGACGAUGAACGAACUCCCUCUAAGGUUCGAUUUGUUAGUACUAAAGACGCUAAUUAGUAAAAGAAAAUGCGAAAAAGCAUCAAUAUAUCUGAUUUAAACAUGUUUUAAAAAUUUAGGCAUUGA